AUGGAUUCUAACCAUAUUUGUCUUUUGAUUUUAGUGACUCUAUCGAGUGCUUUGAGCAGUGAAGGAUUUGGGACUUUCGGGUUUGAUAUACACCCAAGGUAUUCGGAUCCUGUUAAAGAUUUUUUGAACAUUGAUGGGUUGCCGGAAAAGGGUUCACUCGAUUACUACGCCGCCAUGGCCCACCGCGAUCAGCUCAUCAAGGCUCACCGCCUCGCCGUCACCCCAGCUGAUUCCACCCACCUCAGUUUCAUCGGUAGCAACGAGACUUACAGACUCAGUUCUCUCGGAUUCUUGCAUUAUGCAAUUGUUACUGUAGGCACCCCUGCUUUAACAUUUAUUGUGGCACUUGACACCGGCAGCAAUCUGUUCUGGUUACCAUGUGAUUGUACCAGCUGUGCACGUAGCUUGAACACAACCUCGGGAAAGCCUUUAAAACUGAAUAUAUACAGCCCUAGUAAGUCAUCGACAAGCGUACCUGUUCCGUGCAACAGUACUGCAUGUGGAGAGGAAAGACGAUGCUCAGUCACACAUAAGGCUUGUGCUUAUCAAGCAGUGUAUCUUUCCGGCAACACCUCAACUAGUGGGAUAUUGGUGGAUGAUGUUUUGCACUUGGCUACAGAUGAUAGUCAAGAAAAAGUCGUUGAUGCCCCGAUUACAUUAGGCUGUGGAAUUAUUCAAACUGGUGAUUUUUUGAUUGGUGCGGCUCCUAAUGGUCUAUUUGGGCUUGGUAUGGAUAGCUUAUCCAUCCCUAGCAUUCUAGCGAGCAAAGGGCUUGCAGCAAAUUCUUUCUCCAUGUGUUUCGGUCCUGAUGGAAUUGGAAGAAUGGUUUUUGGUGACAAAGGGACUCCAGCCCAGAAAACAACACCAUUCAAUCUUCAACAAUCACACACAACUUAUAAUAUCACUGUGACACAAAUAAUUGUGGGAGAGAACACUACGAAUCUUGAGUUUACAGCAAUCUUCGACUCGGGCACCUCAUUUACAUACUUGAAUGCGAGUUACUCAUUUAUUGCUAAGGGGUUUGAUUCUCAAGUAUCCGAGCCACGUUAUCAACCGGAAACCCAGAUCAUUUUUGACUAUUGCUAUGAAUUGAGUGCAAACCAAGAAAGCUUCAACACUCCUGAUUUGAACUUGACUAUGAAAGGCGGAGACCAAUUUUAUGUUAAGGCACCAAUAAUUGUAAUUCCUCGCCAGGGUGGAUAUGCAUACUGUUUGGCUAUUGUCAAAAGCCAAGAUAUUGACAUCAUUGGACAGAAUUUUAUGACUGGCUACCGCAUAGUUUUUGAUCGUGAGGAAAUGGUUUUGGGCUGGACAGAUUCCGACUGUUAUGAUUCCAAUCCAUCCAAGAAUGUAUCAAAUAUUCUACCAGUAAACAAGAAUAACUCGGCCGAAGCUCCUUCACCUUCUAUUUUGGACCCACAAGACACAAUUGGGAAUAAAACUCAUUCUCCAGAUUCAGCUCCUCCACCAUCGUCCCCAACUGUUCCGACCCGACCACUUAUUGGAAACAGUGCAACCCGCUUGACUUCCAUUUCAUGCAAGCUUGUGAUGGCCAUUUUUAUCCAUUAUUUGAUCAUUCAUUUUUCUUGA
Fraxinus pennsylvanica is the source of this 1590-nucleotide messenger RNA. The record is from the annotation of a GenBank genome assembly. Lineage: Eukaryota; Viridiplantae; Streptophyta; Magnoliopsida; Lamiales; Oleaceae.